UGCCCAUGGUGCUGACCCACUCACACAUGUGGGUCACCUGCCAAGAGUAUCUCUCCUCCAGUUUAUUUAUUAGAAAUGUUGGCAGACAAUUGUCUUUGCUAGUGUUGCCGCUACUGAUCUGUGAUCAGGGGAAACCGUUUGGAUGUAUUUUGAGGUCUCUUAGGGGACUGCAGGGACUUGUGGGAAGAUGACCUGAUUUCUAAUUUUCUCCUCUCCUGCCUGGGCUCUGGGCUAGUCACUGCUACUAACUGAGAAGUGGUGAAAGGAACGUGAAACGAUGAGCUGACCGGGACUUUCCUGCAAUAUGGACCGCUGUAAAUGUAGAUUUUGUUGAUGGAUAGAGGUGAAGCUGAAAAUCUCCAUCAGUAGAUUCAGGUGAACUGCCAUGGCAAACCUGCAGCAAGAAUACCCUGGAGUCCUCCUGGGGAUUCUGGAGGAACUGGCCAAUAUGCGGCAGUGGCUAACUUUUCAGGACCUUUGUCGUAUGGUCAGCACCCGUUUUGACCUAGAGCACCUUAUAGAGCUCAGGAGUUUGCUGUUUGCUGCUGCCAGCAGGGACCCUUGUUUUCCAGCCACUCUGUUCAGGGACCGGGUUUCCACCAGAGGCCAGGGGCUUUCACCCAUAGGGGUCGCUGCUGACAUCGUAACUAUCUUCAACCUUAUUCAGAUGACGAGUGGAAUCUCUGAUGAAAACCAUCCAAUGAGAGCUCAGACAGUCCUGCCCGUUGACCAGUCUCCAGGCCUUAGUCUUCCUGGAAUACAACCGUUCUACAUUUCAGGCCAAGAACGAGCACGCGCCCAAUCUGACUCCAGUGGAAAGUCUAUCGAUCAGCGUUUGCUGUUUCCAAAAUCAAAUUACUCGGCACGCAAGCGAGCCAGUCUUCCCCCGGAUCCCAUCUCAUUAGUGUCUUCCCCCUCCCCUCCCAUCAGAACGAGGGCUGUGUCUUUUGACUUGCCUCACACUAUACAUUCUUACUCUACCAGUCAAAUUCCCUCUGAGGUUAUGAAGAAUAUCUACCUGCCGUUGGAGACGGACAGUGAAUCUAGUGGAGAGUCUGCUCCAAUGGAGGUGUUUGAAGAUGAACAGGGAUCAUUGGUUGACCAGAAGAGAAACAUCUUUAAGAAGGACUUCCAUAACCAGCCUCCUUUAAUACCGCAGGUGACUGUCAGCAGUGAGUCUCCCAGUCCUAAAACAGGACACAGAGGACUUGACAUGAUUCCGAAUCCUUACCCAUCACCGACAACGCUUCACCAUUCACCAGACCGGCGAACUAAAGCUAAGCAUGAGAGCUUUGAUGAUCUACAGGAUUCAACUUAUUUUGGACCGGGGUCAAUACAAGAGCCAUCCCCCCGACAUCUUCGCCCACCCAGGAUACAAAGGCCCGUCUGGAGCAAUAAGAGUCAUAGCUUAGAGGACCGACUAGGCCUGGGAAGCAUUGAUGUGGGGAUGGAAUCAAAAGCAGGACAGCUUCCGAGACGAUCUACCCCUGCCAUUAGCAUUUUGGGGGGGUCCUCAGGAGCUGAGAGUGUUGAUAGUGGAUUGGCAAAUGGAGGUGAUGGAAUGAAGGCUCAAGGAACACAAACAGACCCACCGGAUAAUCGGCGACUCCGUAGUCUGGUUCACGCUGAUCGGCUCUCCUUUAUGACUUCGUUAGAUGACCCCGAGUUCGGCGAGGAUGACAUAAGUGCAAUCUUUCGUUUCUUAGAUGAUAUAAGCAUGUGCGGUUCCACGGGAGUCCUGCACCCCAAUGAUGGAACUGUUAACCAGGACACCCCUGAGGCCAGACGUGGUCGCCUAGGUCAGCUCCAAAGGCUCUUCCAUUCCCUGGAGAGCAGUGACGAUGGCGUAAAAGCCAGUGUGUGCAAGCUGCUGCUUCGAAUGAGUCAGAUAGAAAGACAACUAGAGUCACUGAAUGAUGUAAAGGCUGAGAUUUCUCAGGUACUGUCUGCUUUGCAGCGACUGGAUGAAAAGAUCCAGCAGCCCAUAGUUGCCGGCGUACAGGGUGCUGGCGGUAGAUGGCUCGAGCCCCUGAGUGGUGUUUCUUCUUUCAUGAGCCACCCCAUAACCCCCUCUGAGUCAUCAGAGCCUCAGCCGCUAUCUGCAUCUGGACAUCUAUUUCCAGGGACCAGCACAAGCAGUCUGGACUGGAGCCGAUGGAACACCCCCGUGGAUCAAACGGACAACAGCAAAGGUCAGACUGAUUCUAAAGGUGCGAAAGAAGGAAAGAAAGAUGCAACAUCUCGUCGUGCCUCAAAAACUCAAUCUGAAGAAAAAAUGAUCUCUGACACCAAACAGCUGAAUAUCUCUAACUCUGCCAGAGACUGGACAGUGUCAUUCUCUAAAAUGAAAGAUGGGAAAGCAUCGCAAAGGAAAAUUGGACAGGGAGAUCAGUCAGAUAGCACCACGAACCUACUUUCCCAAAAGUCCACCAGUGUGGUGGAACAAGUGUUCAACUCAUCCUUGUUCCGUCAAAAAGACAGCAGCCUGACUGGGGGGCUUACUUCUGGGAAGGUUGUGGACCCCAGACUGGCUGAAGGCAGGGGAAGACCCAUAUGGACUGUUGAUGAUAGAGAGGCACGGAUCUCCCCUUUGGACAUACAUGCUCAGGAGUCUCUGAAUCCCAACAACAUGGAGUUCUGGAUGGACGACAUCUACACUCCUGGUUACGAUGCCCUGCUCAGGCGUAAAGAGGCUAACCUCCGUCGGAUCAAGGUCUGCAAGCUCAUUUCACUCAUUGCUAUUGCAGUGACUAUUGUCCUCAUCAUUGUUAUUCCCAUUUGCACCGUGGGCUCAUGAAGACUCACAAAAAAACUCCAUUGUUGCCUAUUUUCAUUCUAAUUAUUUGUCAAUAUAUUUUAAGCAGCUAUGGGCUUCAACCAGGAAUUUGCACACUAUCCUUAUGUUCAUUAUUUAGUGCGAUAUUACCAUGUUCUGGCUCUACUGCUGUACUGGUGGUCAUUUAAAUACUAAUACCUCUUGACGUUACUCAGCAUGAUGCACCAUUAUUUCUUAUUUCAGAAAAAAACUAAUUUAGACCAUAACUUGUUAAAUUAGUUCUCAUGCCAUGUGUAUUCUGCUCAUUUGUUGAGUUUUAUACCAUGAAUUGAAUAAUCAUCAAAUACUACUGACCUGGAAUACUGAUUGAAUGAUUCGAUCCGUAUUUCAGGUUGAUGCAGAGGGAAUAGCUGAUACAUGCUGAUUUUAAGUCUCCAAAACAUAUAACAUACAUUGAAACUAGUUGGACUGAGCCAGUGCAAGAGGGUCAAUUUAUUUUUUUCUUUCUUUUUCUUUAACACCCCUGUUAAGGGACACUGUCAUUUAUGCGUUGUGAUUCAGCCUCAGCACUGAGCACUGCCUACAUUGUUCAUGCUGUUUUCUUGUGAACAAUACAGGGCUUAUUUCACUUCUAUGUAAGAUAACGGUUUCAUUCGUUGAUGAGAAUUUAGAUUAUUUAUAAAAAGUAUUGAAUUAUGUGGACAGGAGUAUUGGUUUUCUUUUAGUUUGAACGUUCUUGUACUUCCUUUAAGGAACAAGAUACACUACUUGAAUAAGAUGGAAUCAAUAAAAAUGUUAUUUUUUAUAGAGUUCUCUUCCAUUUUUUUUCAAACAGGAAAAUAUGAUCUGCUUUAAGCACUUGUGAAUGUGUCUUUGUGGUUCAGAGUGUUUACCAGGUGUCAGGUUUCAGCAGUGAAGGAUUGUUGUUGAUGAUAAUGCUUAUGAUGUGGAGCAGUGAAAGAAAGAGACAGCUUUUUUCCAGUAAACACUCUCUGAGUGGCAGUUUCCACUUCUAAUUCAAUUGAUGGGAAGCUUGAAGUGCACCUAUAUGUACAUUAUCUUUUGACAACACUCACUUGGCCAGAGCUCUUUCAUAUAUUCUGAGAUUCUCUCAGAACAAACUGUCAUCUGGUAUCUGUUCACUUGUCGGGUGACAUUCCAAUUGGUGCUAAUAAUCUGCAGUCACACUGUUUGCUUUUGAAUCCAUACUGUAAAACCUGUAGUGGAUAACACAAAGAACAUUAUUUUACCUGCUCUAUGGUAAAUACUGCCCUUCUAAAACUUGCACAGUUCAGUAUUUGCGGAGACAUUCAGAGUACUGGCGAUUGAAUUUGAAAGUAAGGUUAUAAUUAAUGCUAUAAUACAUUUUGGUCAAAAUAAAUGGCAGACGCACAGUACAAUGCAGAAUGCAACCCCAUCAGUUAACACAUACUUGAGAUGUUAAUUAUAAAAAGUGCAACUAUGUACUGUGAACAACUCAGUCUAGAUAUCUUUUCCAGGACUGCCUUGACUGCACCACAUUCUAAACAUUUAGAUUGUUAACUUUUUGUUUUUGCUUUAGAAGAUAGACAGGGGCCAAAGGGUUAUGUUGCAAUUUUGCAUUAUUAUCUAAUGUAGCUUCCUUUUGACCCAUAUUUUUAGUCAGUCUAUACUGCCACUUUCAAUCAAAGGCAUUAUGCCAGAAAAGAAAAUGUCCAGCACUUUACUCCAUUAACCUGAGAACGCUUCAAAGUACAAAGGAACAGUGCAUAUAAGCAGAAAAGACGCUGCAUCAGAAAGUUUGUCCUGUCACACUUUAUAGACUCCACUUUGCCUUUUGGACACAAAUACCUACAGGAUGUGCAAAGGGUGUGUUCUACUUAAGUUUAUACUCCUCUGUAGAUGCGCUAUCUGCCAAGUAUUACCCAUGAGGGCAAUUCUGGAUCCAUUAUCCCUCCACUGGUGCCACUAAAGCCCUGACUUUAGUCAGCACAACCUGCAGGUGCUUUCCUUCAGUUGCACAUACUUUUUUUUUUUUUUACCCCUCGAGACAUUAGGAAUGAUUUCACAUGAAGUCUGGACACUGUUUUGCAUCUAUGCACAUUUUACACAGCCAAGUGCAUACCUGUGAUCUUGUUAUUCAGGUAAACGUUGUUUUAUGAAAUGAUAUAAGUGUAAAUAUAAAAAGAUAUGUAUUUAAUGAAAGUUUGUGUGAAAUGUCUUAUGUGAUUGUGGAGGUGUGUUGACAUAUGUUGCUUAUGUGCACGAAUAAA
Molecule: messenger RNA, 5028 nt
Organism: Menidia menidia (Atlantic silverside)
Lineage: Eukaryota; Metazoa; Chordata; Actinopteri; Atheriniformes; Atherinopsidae
Source: the annotation of a GenBank genome assembly